AUGACUUUAAAAAUAAAAAUUGAACGAAGAGGACAAGGACUAAAAACAUACUGGGAAAAAUUAAUUAGGGAAUAUUCUUCGGUAACUGAAAAUCAACAAAAAAACGCGCAAUGGAUAACGAUUUUACAUCACCUUCACACCAAGAAGGAAUUUGUACAAAAUGAGGACGACGAAGCUGUAGCAAGACUCGAGAAUGAAAACAUUUCAUUAAAUAACCGAAUACCUACUCUUGAGAGAAUAAUACUAGGUAGAAGAGAUGAAUUUUCAAUGAAUAAUAAAGUUGAGAAGACAAUUCUAGGUAAAAGUGAUGAGUUUUCAAUGAAUAAUAAAGGUGUCAGCCAUAAUUGGUAUGGAAAAGACAUCGGAAUUCGACCAUGUCCGAAUGAACUUUUAAAACUAUAUAAUGUAUAAUUAUAAUAUAAUAAUGUAUAAACUAUAAUGUGCUUUGAUUAUUUAUAAAUAAUACAUAGUAAAUACAGUAUACAUACUAGUUUUUUCAUGAUCUGUUAACAUAAACAAAUUGCAAUGUU
This is a messenger RNA of Rhizophagus irregularis DAOM 181602=DAOM 197198, 530 nucleotides long. The record is from RefSeq and is a predicted model, not a curated record. NCBI's taxonomy places the organism in Eukaryota, Fungi, Glomeromycota, Glomeromycetes, Glomerales, Glomeraceae.